Molecule: messenger RNA, 1376 nt
Organism: Suillus clintonianus
Lineage: Eukaryota; Fungi; Basidiomycota; Agaricomycetes; Boletales; Suillaceae
Product: MFS general substrate transporter
Exons: 11
Coding region: 119-1342 (407 amino acids)
Biological process (GO): transmembrane transport
Cellular component (GO): fungal-type vacuole membrane
Molecular function (GO): transmembrane transporter activity
Source: RefSeq, a predicted model, not a curated record
CUGCGUCUUACGAUGGGCAGAAGACAAAAGUAACCAUUGAACAGGAAAUACCGAAUGAACGAGGUUCUCAGAAGCUUGCAACGCAUCCGAGCGAAGCACCAGAUGGAGGAUUAAUGGCAUGGCUUAUCGUUUUUGGGCGAGUACAUUUUCGUACAUUGGGAUAGUCACUGACGUCUUCGGAUUGACAAUUUUUAGUGCCACAUUGCUUAUGUUCUCUACGAUUGGUUUUGUAAAUUCAUGGGGUGUCUUCCAAGAGUAUUACGAGGAAGAUCUUCUACGUCACACUUCUCCUUCAAAUAUAGCAUGGAUUGGUUCUACGCAGUACGCGCUCUCGUACCUUACAUCACUUGCAUCUGGGCGAAUGUUUGACCUGGGAUACUUCAAAAUACCGUUACAUAUCGCUAGCUGCGCCCUCGUUGCGUGCACUUUCCUAAUCGCGGAAUGCACUCAAUUCUGGCAGUUCUUCUUAACGCAGGGUGUCGGUAUAGGACUGUGCUCCGGUACCAUGUUCGCUCCCGCACUCGUCAUCGUGUCGCAAUGGUUCUCCAAGAGACGUGGCCUUGCUAUAGCCAUCUGCGCCGCUGGUACUCCCCUCGGCAGCAUCGUGUUUCCUGUAGCAGCACAAAAUUUGAUUCCAUCAAUUGGUUUUAAAUGGACGGUCCGUGUAUUUGGGUUCAUUAUAAUAGCAACCCUGGGAACGGCCAAUAUAUUACUGAAGCGACGGCUUCCGCCCGUCAACGUUCGUGGGGGACUCUUUAAUCUCAAAGCAUUCCGCAACAGAGCAUAUACCAUGUAUUGCAUCUCAGGAAUUAUGAUAGUCUUAGGCCUUUACACAGAGCUAACCUAUAUCUCUGUGAGCGCCGUAGCAAUUGGUGUCUCCAAAGAUUUUUCGUUCUAUAUACUCGCGAUCGCCAAUGCGGCAUCAAUGUUACGUGUGUCAUUGGGACUGAUGGCAGAUAAAAUUGGCGCACUCAACACCAUGGCAAUCCUUACUACUUUGGCGGGAAUCACGACAAUAGCUUGGCCAUUUGCUAAAAAUGAAUCCCAGCUUAUUGUCAUAACCGCCUUUUACGGAUUCUCCACCGGAGCCUAUGUAACUCUGUCCUCAAUACCUGCCGUUGCGAUGGGGGAAAUGGACGACGCCGGGCGUCGAGUUGGAAUGUUCUUCUCCCUCAUUGGUUUAGGAGGCAUUGCAGGUCCUCCAAUAUCAGGCGCCAUCAGUACCGCGACAGGAGGGUUCGUUGCUGCGGGUUAUUAUGCAGGUGGCAGCAUUAUAUUUGGUGUUCUAUUGCUACUCGUGGCACGGUACCUCCAUCUCGGGCGCCUGUGGGGCAAGUUUUGAAUGGUAGUUCAGUCAGGGGAAUCUUGCGUUGUGA